This is a messenger RNA of Akanthomyces muscarius, 1302 nucleotides long. RefSeq lists its product as uncharacterized. The transcript is spliced from 4 exons. NCBI's taxonomy places the organism in Eukaryota, Fungi, Ascomycota, Sordariomycetes, Hypocreales, Cordycipitaceae. The record is from RefSeq and is a predicted model, not a curated record. Bases 1 to 1302 code for a protein of 433 amino acids. Gene Ontology annotation, molecular function: transcription cis-regulatory region binding; DNA-binding transcription factor activity. Gene Ontology annotation, cellular component: nucleus. Gene Ontology annotation, biological process: positive regulation of transcription by RNA polymerase II.
AUGCACGGCAUUGUAAACUCAAAUAUGGCUUUUGAUAUCGACAAUCAAGAAUCAAUUCUGGCUAAAUGCCUGGACGCUGAUCGACGUCAAUACCUGAGGACGCCAUUGGUGUCUCCUCGCCUUUUCAACUGGAUGCCAUAUCAGCUCAACGCCCAAUUGGGAACUCUGCUUCGCUACUUUGAGACCAUGGCAUCCGAGUCCCUCACCGUCCUCGGCUUUGAGACUAGCAAUGUUCUCUCGCUCGUGCUGAGAAUGGCCCUCUCGGUCCAGACUCCUGCCACAGCCGCGGUUUUACAGAGUAUUUUUGCACUUUCGGCUUUGCAUCGUGACGGACCCAACGAGCAGAGUGCUCAUCUCAAGGUCCGGGCUCUAGGUGCACUCGCGAGCUCGGCUACAGGCGACAUAAACAGCAUCGCGGCGGCUCAGCAUGUAGUUUGUGGUCUAUUGCUUUGCACAUUCGAGCUGCAAAAGAACGCUGGAACAUCCUAUCACUGGCUAUGGUAUGUUUGUGGUGCCAAACACCUCAUCAAAACACACGUUCUCGACGGACCUGGACUUGGCAGCGACCUCAACCUCGUGGUCGGCUGGGCACAGUACUAUGAAGUUAUGGCUAGGUUUGGCCUCCGUCAUUGGCGACGUGAGAACACUGCAGAAUUUGCGUUUGCAGAAUAUGCCGGGCACCACGCUGCUUUGCCUCCUGUUUGUGCCCGAGAUCAUAUUGUCGCCGAGCUUAAUAACCCCCCGACGGCUAUGCUAGACUUGCUUAGGGAGGUGAUUGAUAUAGCAGAAGCACAUACUCCUUCGCAUUGCUCCUCUAGUGGCUAUGGCGAGUAUGCAUUGGAGCUCGAGUCGAAGCUUAAGGAGACAUAUCGCACUCUGCGUGAACAGCAGCUAGCCGUAUCCGAGGACCAGAAAGCCGUCGUUGCCUUCGGGCUCUCCGUCUUGCUAUACUUGUGGAGGCUCACGGAUACCUCCAGGAAUAUUACGUCGACAAAGGUCGCUAGCCUGAUUGAUGAAGCUUUUGGGUACUUGUCCGAACUUGAUGCUCUGCGUUAUCCUCUGCCGAUGCUUCUGCUGGGGUGUGAAGCGCGAACAGACAACCAAAGACGAAUCAUACUCGAGCUCAUCUCCAGAACGGAACGCAUAAGUUCAACUCAAGCGAUGUCCUAUGUAAAAGGCAUGACAAGGUCUGCGUGGGUGCAAGAAGACCUGAGGAGAGAUGGCUCUGCUGCACGUGUUGGAUACAUGGAGAUGCUCAACGCUUUGAUCAGCUCCUGUAAGAGACUACCUACAUUUAUUUAA